Messenger RNA from Asparagus officinalis (garden asparagus), 976 nucleotides. RefSeq names its product ATP synthase subunit d, mitochondrial-like. The transcript is spliced from 5 exons. NCBI's taxonomy places the organism in Eukaryota, Viridiplantae, Streptophyta, Magnoliopsida, Asparagales, Asparagaceae. The record is from RefSeq and is a predicted model, not a curated record. Gene Ontology annotation, molecular function: proton transmembrane transporter activity. Bases 107 to 616 code for a protein of 169 amino acids. Gene Ontology annotation, biological process: proton motive force-driven ATP synthesis.
CAUUUCUCUCCUCACGAUAAAAGUUUCCAAAAUAAACAAAUAAAUCGAAUCAAUCCUUUCAUCGAUCGAUCGAUCGAUCUCGAGAGAAAGAGAGAGAGAGAGAAAGAUGAGCGGGAGCGGGAAGAAGGCGGUGGAGACGGCGGCGAAGGCGGCGAGGUCGAUGAUCGACUGGGACGGCAUGGCCAAGGUCCUCAUCACCGACGAGGCUCGCAAGGAGUACGCCAACCUCCGGCGAGCCUUCGAUGAGGUCAACAACGAACUCCAGACUAAGUUCAGCCAGGAACCUCAACCUAUUGACUGGGAAUAUUACAGGAAAGGAAUUGGCUCCCGUUUGGUGGAUAUGUAUAAAGAAGCUUUUGAUAGUAUCCAGAUCCCCAAGUAUGUUGACACUGUGACUCCUGAGUACAAACCCAAGUUCGAUGCUUUGUUGGUCGAGCUGAAAGAAGCCGAGCAACAAUCUCUGAAAGAGUCUGAAAGACUGGAGAAAGAAAUUGCAGAAGUCCAAGAGAUGAAGAAAAAGAUCAGCACCAUGACUGCAGAUGAGUACUUUGCAAAGCAUCCUGAGCUAAAAAAGAAGUUUGACGAUGAAAUAAGGAAUGACUAUUGGGGAUAUUGAACAUUGGAGCUCUUUUAACGACGCAAUGUUGUCUUUGACAUUUCCAAUAAAAUUUUCUUCCCCACUUUUCAUUUUUUAAUGCUCUUCGUUACCCUGCUCAGCCAAAAGACUAUCGGGACGUUCGCAUCAUUUUGUGUGUGUAUACCUUCAUCCAGCCCUGUGGACAACUUGAGCUGAAUUUUUUGUCUCUGAAUGCAAGUUGAUGAAUUUGCUGCGCAGCUGCUGAGAUAAUUUGCUGUGGAUCAACUACCUUUUUUAUCGAGAGGUUAAUAAGCACUAGUCAAAUAUUUGGAUUCUAGUUUUUUUUACUGAAAAUUAUGUUUACAUUUUGGCAAGUUUGUGGUUUUCCUCUUUUCUAAA